AUGCAGACCCUCGAGAAUGGAGCUGUGGGCGUCUUGCUGUCUGCUGCACUCGCAACUGUCACCGCCUACGCAUUAUACACGGUCAUCUACAACGUCUAUUUCCAUCCACUGGCUAGAUUUCCAGGACCACCGUUAGCCGGCGCGACGGCUUACUGGAAAGCCUAUGUCGAGUGUGUUGCAAAUCGAUCAUUCUGCCACGAACUCGUCAAACUACAUGCACAAUAUGGCGAUGUCGUUCGCGUGGGGCCUGAUGAGCUCCACUUUGCCAACCCAGAAGCCUACAACGACAUUUACAACAACAAAAACCGCUGGGACAAGGAGGCUCGUCUGUACAAAAGUUUCAAUGAAGAUAGAUCCAGCUUCGGUUUCCUCACCUAUGCCGAAGCCAAGAACCGCAAAGAUGUACUGAAUCGCUCGUUCUCACAGACCGCAAUCAACAGCGCCGAAGAUCUUGUCCUGGAGCAGACGAAAGCGCUCUGUGCGGCCUUCGCAAAGCAAAGCAAGACUUCAAAGAGCGCGGACCUGCAUUUUGCCUACCGCUGUAUGUCGAUGGAUAUCAUUUGUACCUUUUGCUUCGGCAAACCGAUAUAUGCCGUCGAUGCGCCUGACUUUGAAGCCCCAAUCGUGGUAGCUAUGGAUGCAUCGUUACCUGUUUUCCUCCGCUUCAAGUAUUCGGACUUAUACAAGAACAUGAUCCUUAAGUGCCCACCAAAACUAUCCAAAAUCAUCAGUCCAUCAACAGCUGGACUUGUCGACCUACAGCAGCUCCUCCUACGGCAGAUCAACGAUCUUACUAACGACCCAGAAAAGCUCAAACAGCUCCCUCAUAGUAUGACCAUCUAUCACCGCCUCAUGGACGUUGAGGCCUAUCGUGACAAGACCAUCCCUUCCGCUGGCAGCCUAUACGAGGAAGCCCAAGCGCUUAUGUUUGGUGGCGCCGACACUGUGGGAAACACUCUCAUGGUGGGAACUCAUUACCUACUCCAACAUCCAACUACCUUGCAGAAACUAAAGAAGGAGCUGUUAGCAGCCUGGCCCACCCUGGAGACUGAGCCAAAUCUGCGCGACUUCGAGAAAAUGCCGUAUCUGAAUGCUGUUAUCAAAGAGUCGCUCCGUAUGUCCUCAGGCGUGGUAUCCGGCUUGUUGCGUGUGGUACCCCCAGCCGGUGCGGUAAUCAACGGUAUCACUGUUCCACCUAACACGAUUGUAUCUUGUGGCAGCACUUUUGUCCACUUCAACGCUUCCAUCUUUCCCGAGCCGGACAAGUUCAUACCAGAGCGCUGGCUUGAUUCACCAAAGCUAGACAACUGGCUCGUUGCCUUCUCGCGAGGCCCACGCAUGUGUUUGGGAAUCAACCUCGCUUGGGCAGAGUUACGUUUGGGCUUUGCAUACACGCUUCGUAAAUUCGACAUGUCUCUCGAGGACUCAAUGCCGCCUAACCUACCAUUCCGAGAUACUUUUCUACCUUUCUUUUACGGUCAGCAUCUAAAGGUAAAGAUACAGCCUGUAGAGAGGUAG
Molecule: messenger RNA, 1518 nt
Organism: Ascochyta rabiei
Lineage: Eukaryota; Fungi; Ascomycota; Dothideomycetes; Pleosporales; Didymellaceae
Exons: 7
Coding region: 1-1518 (505 amino acids)
Molecular function (GO): monooxygenase activity; iron ion binding; oxidoreductase activity, acting on paired donors, with incorporation or reduction of molecular oxygen
Source: RefSeq, a predicted model, not a curated record